UUCUAACCCCUAUCCCACACACAUUCAUAAGGGGUGGUGGAGUGUUCUAGCAAAAGUGUGUAAUAUUGUUUAAAAAUUGGGUGAUUAAAGUCAUCUAAUUACGUCUACAAAAUAACUGAUAGAAAGAGAGAGAGAGAAAAAAAAUCUCAUAAUCAUACUUUGCUUUCAGUGACUCUCAAAGGAAACAAUGACAAGCAAUGAAGGAGAAGGUAGUACUCAGGAAGCUUAUUCAGGGUUUCCUCGUGUCGCUCUGAAUGAAAGAAUCCUUUCCUCCAUGACCCGACGAUCUGUGGCUGCUCAUCCCUGGCAUGAUCUGGAGAUUGGACCUGGCGCUCCUACAAUUUUCAACUGUGUUGUGGAGAUAAGCAAAGGGAGCAAAGUCAAGUAUGAGUUGGACAAGACAACUGGGUUGAUUAAAGUUGAUCGGGUUCUUUACUCAUCAGUUGUUUACCCACACAAUUAUGGUUUCAUCCCACGUACCCUUUGUGAGGACAGUGAUCCUAUGGAUGUGCUUGUACUGAUGCAGGAGCCUAUACUUCCAGGUUCUUUCCUUCGAGCUCGGGCUAUUGGACUCAUGCCUAUGAUUGAUCAGGGUGAGAAAGAUGACAAGAUUAUAGCAGUGUGUGCCGAUGAUCCUGAAUUCCGUCACUACACAGAGCUCAAUGAACUUCCUCCUCACCGCCUUGCUGAAAUCCGUCGUUUUUUUGAAGACUACAAGAAGAAUGAGAAUAAGAGUGUUGCAGUGAAUGAUUUUCUGCCAGCUGCAGAUGCAAUUGCUGCCAUCAAAUAUUCAAUGGAUCUCUAUGCAUCGUACAUUGUUGAGGGCUUGAGGCAGUAAGGCACACAAGAGUUACGGUUGUUAUUGUUAACAGCAUUAAUGCUUCAUAAGUAGAGGCUGAACACUGAUGAAUUGCAUUCUAACUGGCGGCUUGUGUCUCCGUAGUUAAAUGCUCCAAGUCUCUGGAUAUGAUAACAAUGAUAAAUAGAUUGUGUUCAUGUUUUAUUUGACAGGCAUGUAGCCAAUCUGGAAUUCUUAGUGCUGAUUUUGAAAUAAAAUCUGGCACGCAGAUCUUGAUCUGUCGUACUCUA
Messenger RNA from Chenopodium quinoa (quinoa), 1089 nucleotides. RefSeq names its product soluble inorganic pyrophosphatase-like. The transcript has 9 exons. The record is from RefSeq and is a predicted model, not a curated record. Bases 188 to 838 code for a protein of 216 amino acids. Gene Ontology annotation, cellular component: cytoplasm. Gene Ontology annotation, biological process: phosphate-containing compound metabolic process. NCBI's taxonomy places the organism in Eukaryota, Viridiplantae, Streptophyta, Magnoliopsida, Caryophyllales, Amaranthaceae. Gene Ontology annotation, molecular function: magnesium ion binding; inorganic diphosphate phosphatase activity.